AUGUCUGACAGUAGUGAUAAUGAUCGGACGAUUUAUGCACUAAAAAAGAAGCAUAAAAAGAAAGAAGUUGUUUUCUAUACGACGUUCGAAGAAGUAUUGCAGAAAAUCAAUCCGUUUGGUCCGUAUCAGAUUUUCACUGUAAUCGUCAUUUUGUACGCUUCUAUAGAAUGGGCAGGAAACAGCACCUUUAUGGACGUGCUAGGUUCACUGGAACCCAACUGGAACUGUACACUGAAAAAUGGGAGUUAUUAUACGGUGGUCGCGCCUACAGACGAUAACAGCUGUGCCUUUCUGAAGAGGAACUGCUCAUCGUACACGGCCGAGAAAGAUUCAGUGGAAUUCGUCUCAUUGGUGGCAGAUUUCAAACUGGUUUGUGACGAUGCAGACAAAGUCAAAUGGAUCCAAGUGAUCCAGGCUGGUGGAUCGGUGACAUCUCUGACCAUGAUGAUGGAAUACACCAACAACAAAUAUCGGGUCAUCAUGGCGUCUGCAUUCCAGUGGCCAUUCGCCUACAUGACGAUAGCACUAAUCGCUUUCCUCACAAAGGGAUGGCAGAACUUCUUCGUAUUCCUUAAUUUGGUCUCAUCACCACUUACAAUUGGAUUCAUGCUGUUUUUAGAAUCCCCACGUUGGUUGAUUGCUACCAACAAAUUGGAUAAAGCUUGCGAUGUUCUGAACGACUUUGCUCAUCGACGUUGGAAUAAUACAAAGGCGCAUUUCACAACUUCAGAUAUAUCGUCUAUUCACAAGCAUGAGAAAAAACGAUUCUACACAUUCUACCACCUUUUCAGGUAA
Haemonchus placei is the source of this 795-nucleotide messenger RNA. The record is from the annotation of a GenBank genome assembly. Lineage: Eukaryota; Metazoa; Nematoda; Chromadorea; Rhabditida; Trichostrongylidae.